AUGCAGCGACUCAGGAAUUUGAGAUCAAUCUCAAUCUCAAAUUCAGCUUCCGCUGCUAACCUAAAACGCAAAUCUCUCAAUUCAUGGGCUGCAAUUCAAGAAACCUACCUCUCCACCAAGGAUACGUUUGAGAGACACCGAGUUGUUUUCACCGUCGGAACUUCCAUUGCAUCCGUCGCAACUGCUUUCUUAGGGUAUUCGUUGCGUCAUGUACAUGAUUCUAGAGUUGAUGAAAGGCUUCAAUCCAUUGAACAUGCUAUGAAAAGCAAUGUAAAUCUUCAACAUUCUGAAAUCAAAGAUAUUGUUGGUCGUCCUGGAGGUUGUAGUAUUCCUGCUUGUGCAGCUACUGCCGGAACCGCCUUACUUAUCGGGUAUGGCUUGGGAUGGAGAGGUGGAAGCUGGUAUACAAGAAAGAAGUUCAAAAAGGAACAGAUGAAAUUGCUAGGACAGAUUAAACCUAGAAGAUGGCAAAUGCUUGGGAACAUAAGAGCUAAAGGGUGGAAAUUCCAGUUCCCUAGAAGAUCCAAAGGGCAAGAUACUGCAGUGAAAACAUCUGAAACAAUAAUAAAGGACACAUCCUCCACGCACAUUGCUGGAAAAUCUCAUUAG
Molecule: messenger RNA, 609 nt
Organism: Lathyrus sativus (Indian pea)
Lineage: Eukaryota; Viridiplantae; Streptophyta; Magnoliopsida; Fabales; Fabaceae
Source: the annotation of a GenBank genome assembly